CAUUCCUCAUGAUGUAACGUAAUUGAAGUCAACAUGAAUGUCAACUAUAUAACUGUUUUUCUCUGCAUUCUGCCUUUGACAGAAUCAACCCUUGUWAAAGGUUGUCGAACGAUCAGGUUCAAACAGAGCAAAGAAAAAGACAAAUCAUUAUUAAAUCACGUGAUCAAAAAUGUCACAACGGAAAGCGACACUCUGUGCAGGCACAUCUGCUUUAUGAAYCCACAAUGUGUUUCUUUGAAUAUUGGUCCUUCUACGUCUCUUGGAAAUCUACUAUGCCAGUUGAAUGACGCUGACCGUUUCCAGUUCCCACUGGACUUCAAAGAUAACCCUGGCUUCUCGUAUCAGGGGGUUGAGGACAACCAGUGCUCSGCCAAUCCCUGCUCAAAUCACAGUGUAUGCUUGCAUGGUUACGGGGAACAGUAURUUUGCGAAUGUUAUCCAGGAUGGCAUGGAAAAAACUGCUCAUCAAAAGAUCUGGGCAAUGGAUCGCGUAUCUAUGGAGACGCUUUUCUCAAGCUAUUUACAGAGAAGAAGAACUGGACCGAUGCUCGUCACUAUUGUCAGUCGUUAGGUGGUGAUCUUCUCUCCAUUACUAGCUCACACGAAAACGACUUUGUAAAGGAAGUCUUUCUGAAGCAACUGAGCAUACCCACCUAUAGUAAUGAUGUCCCAGACUUUGGUGUACCUUACCAAGAACUGCUGUUGAACCAAUCUUCGCCGAAUGUAGAGUAAGUAGUUUUCAUAACAGAGCUCAGUGCACUAGGGCUGUCCCUAUGUGCAUAAGCACGUUUCCUUCYUUCCUUCCGUUUUUUUUUUCGCUCAGUAAACCGCGAUCUUCAGUAUACAAAUCUUUCACUAUAAUCGACAAAAAGAAACGGAAAAUCGACUUACAAAAUAAAUAAUAUACUAGCUCCAAACGGUUAACGAUGAAAGAGAAAAUAUAAUAUUAUACAAAAAUAAAAAACUUUGAGACAUUUGUACAGUCCUNU
Molecule: messenger RNA, 989 nt
Organism: Exaiptasia diaphana
Lineage: Eukaryota; Metazoa; Cnidaria; Anthozoa; Actiniaria; Aiptasiidae
Exons: 5
Coding region: 34-732 (232 amino acids)
Source: RefSeq, a predicted model, not a curated record